CGUUAGCUCUCACGUGAGUUUGUUUACAAGGCCAAAUCAGAACAGAGAGUACUUUUCGGCUUUUCUGGGAAGCUGAGUGAACGUCCUCAUGUUUAGCUGCUAGCUAUAUUGUGAGGCUGUGUCUUUAUGUUUGGUUGUUCAUGUUUAUGUUUGGAGUUCAUGUAAAGCUCGUGUAGAGAGAAAAAUAAAUCAGGUAGCGAUGAGCUAGUGUUUGUGUCGUUAAAAUAGUUUGCAGCUCGAAGCUGUUUUCCGGCUGACCAUGAUUAUUCUGUCUCACCACAUAUUCUUCUUCAUAUGCAUAUGUAAUGGAAGGACACAGCUGGCUAUUCUCUACAUGCACUUUACGCUCACAUAUGGGAAUUAGUUGUUAGAUCAUUUAAACUCAGUUUAUAAUCCGUGAACAAGAGUCUUCUAAGAUAAAUGAGGAAUAAAACGCGACGGGGCGUGCUGUUACAGGAAUAUAAACAACGACAAAGCGGCCAGUUGUGAAGCCACGAAGUAUUUGUUAUUUAUUGUUUUCCUGUAACAGCACUUGUCGAAAUGUUUUAUUCUUCUUGUACUGCAUCAGUUUGCCAACGAGAUAUAUGGAAUAUAAAAUAUAAAUAUCAGUGAACAGCGUCAUACUUUUUAUAAUCUGCUGGGGGGGAACCCAAUAGAAACCCUCAUAGAAUUUUUAAUGGUUAUACUGGGAAUUUCAUUGGUUUGAAUGGAAACUGUAAUGGUCUUUACUGGUAAUUUGUUGCCUUCUAUUGGUGGCAUGUUCUGUCUAGUGGAUACGAUUAAGGGCCAGUAAUGAUUUUAAUGAUUAACUGAUGGUUUGUAAUGAUAUUUGUAGUGGAAACCAUUAGAAUGUCUGUGAUGAUUUCCACUGAGGUUUUUUCCUAGCAGGGUUGUUACAUUUAAUGUUGUGAAACGUCAUUAAAAAGUCCUGCAGCUUGUCAUUUGAGACUUCUUACAUAUUGUGUUAAAUAAAUGUCUCUCUCUAUAUGAGAGAGCGUGAGAAAAUCAUUAAUUCAUUAUCAUUUGAUUAUGCGGAGCAACUAUAGUAACAAUAAAGUGUUAAAACAAAUUAUAAACCUGUAAUUUGCCUUACAGCUGGCACAUGCUGUUAUAGAAACUUAACACCUUCUGACCAAUCAGAUUUGAGAAUUCAACAGCACUGUAGUAUACAGCGUCAUAAAGAGAUGAACGGGGAAAAAUGAAUCACUUUGGUGAUUCAUUUUUUGGAGUAAUGUAGUGUAAUGGAAAUGUCUCAGAGAAUGAGUGUGAGUAGUGGUGUACGGCUUGUCUGGUUCAAUGGAUGUGAACCUUCAAAUCUGUGUUUCUGUUCAGUGACCUCUGCAGAUAUGGCCACUAAACCGUUCAGGCCUGAGGAAGCACGUAGGAUCAUGCAGUUUCUGCACAGGCCAGCGGUUUUCCUCAACAUGACUGAUAACUGGCCAGGACGGGACUGGACUCUGGAACAUCUGGCACUUUGUCUAGAGGAGAAGUCUGUACGCUUUCGUAUUGGGAAGCGGUGUGAGCAGAAGGCUCCUCUCUUUGAAACAGAGUGCUCAUAUGUCGAAGCAACUCUCACAGAGUUUCUGUGUUGGAUGAGGGGGAGUGACACUGCAUCUGUAGGCCCAUUUGCUGACUAUCCUCUAUCAGAGUACUGGGCUUAUGCAGACUACAAGUAUAUUGCCCUUCUUUUUCAGGACAAGGACACCAUGUUUAAGGAUGUAGUGUGGUCUGACUUUGGCUAUCCAGGCCGUGAUGGGAGAGAGAGUACUCUUUGGGUUGGUACAAAUGGUGCUAACACUCCAUGUCACCUGGACUCCUACGGAUGCAAUCUUGUCUUCCAGAUUCAAGGCAGAAAACGCUGGCAUCUCUUUCCUCCUGAUGAUGCAGAAUGUAUGUACCCAACACGUAUACCAUACGAGGAGUCCAGUGUGUUCAGCCAGGUCAACGUGAAACGUCCUGACAUGCGCCGAUUCCCUGCUUUCCGAAGAGCCCGAUCCUACCUCGUCACUCUGGAGCCGGGUCAGGUUCUUUUUGUCCCAAGACACUGGUGGCACUAUGUGGAAUCAGUAGACCCAGUAACUGUCAGUGUCAACUCUUGGAUUGAGAUGGAGGUGGAUGAUGAAGCCCGAAUAGGAGAAGCUCUGACCAAGACCAUCAUCUGUGCACUAAAGACUAAACCAAGUGUGGAUAACAAAGACAACUGGCUCAAUCCUACGGAGGAUGGGAUCGCUACACAUGAUGAGAACAUGCAGUACUUGAAUCUAGCAGUGAAGGCUUACAUGAAUAAAAAGAGCUUGCAUUCUGAAGACUGGGGCAGAUGUGCAGAACAACCCAGUCCCUCAGCUUUGAAGCGGGACUCCAGUGGUCAGUUGAAGACCCCUGUCACUGAGCCUGUGACCUCAUUUUCAUUGCCAUUCGGACCUCACCUCAUUCCUGUUACUUGUCAUGCAGACACGUCUGAGGAACCCACAGUGACAAACCCCAAAGAGGCUCUCAUUUCAAAAGACAAUACACUCUUUUACACGCAAAAAAGAACAAAGCCCCUGCAUACAGAACCACAUGGGAAAGAAGAGGCAAUCAGUGUAUCAGAGGAGGACAAGGAAGAUGGAAAUGGUGGUGCAAUGUGUAGCCAAAUAUCCACCAAUGAUGUGCUGGACUGCCUGCUACAUCCUGAUGUCAUCGCCCUUGUUACAAAGUUAAUGAUAGACAGACAGAAAGAGCUUGACUGAACAAGUCACAAAGCAAUUUUUACACUGUAUUAACUUUACACAUGAAAUAUUGUGGUUAAUAAAGACUUAAUGGCUAAUAAUAA
Ictalurus furcatus (blue catfish) is the source of this 2812-nucleotide messenger RNA. It is a transcript of the gene hspbap1, whose product is annotated as hspb associated protein 1. The coding region runs from base 1242 to 2729 and encodes 495 amino acids. The transcript has 7 exons. Gene Ontology annotation, molecular function: 2-oxoglutarate-dependent dioxygenase activity. Lineage: Eukaryota; Metazoa; Chordata; Actinopteri; Siluriformes; Ictaluridae. The record is from RefSeq and is a predicted model, not a curated record.